UUGUCGCACAGCGGUGGGGUUUCAUGUUGUACUUUUCAUGAUGUUGUAGCCGCCUUGUCAUCUGUUUGGGGGCCAAAAGAAAUACCGUCUGAUGUUAGUACGUAUCUGUUUUGGUGGGGGGGGAUCUGCCAUCUGAAACCGAACGGUUCUGUCUGCGCGAAACAGGGAAUGAACGACGAGACAGCAUCGGACAGCUGGAAGACAAACUCCGGGGACUCCAGUAUUGAGCAAAUGCUGGCUGUGAAUCCCGGAAAGACGCCCAUCAGUCUGCUGCAGGAGUAUGGAACGCGGAUAGGCAAGACCCCAGUGUACGACCUGCUGAAGGCCGAGGGACAGGCCCACCAGCCCAACUUCACGUUCCGCGUCUCCGUCGGAGAGAUCAGCUGCACGGGCCAGGGGCCCAGCAAGAAGGCAGCCAAGCAUAAAGCAGCCGAGGCUGCUCUGAAGAUGCUCAAAGGAGGCCUCGGGGAUCCAGCUGUAGUCAGUGUUGGAGUGGACGGCUUUAUUGAAGUUGAUGUGUCUACUGAUGGAGAAAGCUCUCAGUCGGAGAUGAAGACCUCGAGCAGUUCUCAGCAGUCUGAAUGUAACCCAGUGGGGGCUCUGCAGGAAUUGGUGGUGCAGAAAGGAUGGCGUUUGCCAGAAUACACAGUUACCCAGGAGUCUGGUCCGGCACACCGUAAAGAGUUCACUAUGACCUGCAGAGUAGAAAGAUUUGUGGAAAUAGGAAGUGGUACGUCCAAAAAGCUAGCCAAGAGGAAUGCAGCCGCUAAGAUGCUCUCACGAAUACACGACGUGCCCGUAGACCUGAGGAGCAGCAAUGAGGCUGACGCAGAAGAAGACACCUUUAAUUUGCAUAUGGGAAGCAGAGCGGAGACAGGUAAAAGUAAAGGCUUCAGCUGCACGUGGGACUCUCUGCGUAACUCAGCGGGAGAGAAGAUCCUUCAGCUCCGCAGCCACCCUCUGGGGAUGCCCUCGGAUUCCAACUUCUGCUCUUUGCUGCUCGACCUGUCCGCUGAGCAGCGCUUCGAUGUCAGCUACCUUGAUCUCGUUCCAUCCAAAGAAAAAAGAUAAUUCCCUUUUUUGUUAUUACUUUGUAAUAAUCUUAGUUCAUAUGAAAUGAUGUUAAAACUACAACUCGACGUGUAGAAAAAGUGACUACCAAAUAAAUGAAUUAUUUUAARUAUGAUCCAUUUAACCAAUAAGACAUGAGAAACAUGACUUCAGUUAUUUAAUGAACUUGAACUCCAGGAUUGUACACCGUCAUUUUGUAGAUGCUAAUUCAUGUUAUAAUUUAGAAGAAAAAGUUAAACAGUGUUUAUUUUUAGUAUAUUUCCCACAUAAUUCCUAUUUCACUUUUUCUAUAACUGCUGUCUGUGGGAGUUUUAUAAUCAUGGUUCUGUUUAAAGUUGUUAAAUUCUUGACUAAAACUGAAAAUAUUAAAACCUUUAACUUGAUUAUGUCAAACCAGAUUUUAAGCUGAGUUAGAGUUUAAAAAUUACCUCAAGAACGUUGUGUGUGAUGCCCAAAAUACACCUCAGUAUUUUUCUUUGUACUUCUUUUAUGACUUUGUAAUAUUUUAAAAAUGAAAUGUUUUCAUUGACUGCCCUUUGAGUCUCCGUGUCUAAAAGUCACCUGCAUGUAUCUCUCAUUUGUUUCUAAUUUAAAAUUUUUUUUUAGGUUAUCUACAUUUUAUAUUGUAUCCUGCAGAGAAUUAUAAUUAGAAAAUAUUACAAGCUGUAAUAUUUCAACAAGGAAGUUGGUAACUUUUUUUUACUCCGUGCUUUCAUCGUGUACGGAAACAUGAAAUUCAUGACAAAUCUUUGUGCUGGCACUUUCAUAUACUAAAAAAAGAAAUGUAAAAUGACACUAACUCCCUGAGAAACUGUUGCUCUGUUUAAGAACAUUGUACAUUUUACCGUUGAAUAAACAAACAAUCAUUCCAUUAAAAUAAA
This is a messenger RNA of Austrofundulus limnaeus, 1952 nucleotides long. RefSeq names its product TAR (HIV) RNA binding protein 2 (gene tarbp2). Gene Ontology annotation, molecular function: siRNA binding; double-stranded RNA binding; pre-miRNA binding. Gene Ontology annotation, cellular component: nucleus; cytoplasm; RISC-loading complex. The record is from RefSeq and is a predicted model, not a curated record. NCBI's taxonomy places the organism in Eukaryota, Metazoa, Chordata, Actinopteri, Cyprinodontiformes, Rivulidae. Gene Ontology annotation, biological process: regulation of viral transcription; siRNA processing; regulation of siRNA processing.